This is a messenger RNA of Guillardia theta CCMP2712, 1695 nucleotides long. RefSeq lists its product as hypothetical. NCBI's taxonomy places the organism in Eukaryota, Cryptophyceae, Pyrenomonadales, Geminigeraceae. The coding region runs from base 1 to 1695 and encodes 564 amino acids. The transcript is spliced from 2 exons. The record is from RefSeq and is a predicted model, not a curated record.
AUGGGAGCGCUACGAUUAGCCUUUGUGCUCCUCCUGCUGCCAGACAUCUGCGUGCAGGUACAACUAGGCUUCAGCGUUCUCCCUCGCCCACUCGCCGACGAGACGAUCGUUCCACAAAAGCACUUCAUGGCAAGUCAGGCUGGGAUGGGGCCCGAGCCUCUGUGCCGUGCUCCGCGCAUGCAGCAAGAGAGGAGAGGAGGAUGCAGACUGCUUCAGUGGCAGCGAGAAUGCUCCAUGGGCUCGCCUUCGCGGUUCAGGAAGAAGUUGACAGUAGCUCAGGGCAGCAGAAGAGCUGGAUCCUCCAACAUGUCCAGCACCAAGGAGGGCGUGGAGGCAUCAUGGAGGGGGCUGGAUAGAGAGCGGGUGCGAUCGCCUAUCACGGGCAGGCUAAUCAAUGUGGACGGCCCUGCAUACCAGAAGGUGAUUGAACUGGGAUACAUCCUUGUUGACGGCCAGUUCAUUCAUCGCAACAAACUUGACUUCUCGGCCAAGCUGACCGAGCUAGGUGGUCUAGAGAACCUGGCAAGGGAAACAGAGUCGUCGAUGCUGAAGCGAGUGGGCAAGAUGGACUCGCAGGGCUCUGUGGGUUGGGCCGGGGAGAGGAGCAGGGGGAGGAAUGAGAUGCUUCCCUACGCACAAGACGUGGAGCUCUGGAAGAGCAACGAAGUUGUGGGGAUGGACGGCCAGGGCCAGGAGAGCAUGGAGGGCCCGAUAGACGAAUUCCAGGAGUCUUUGUUGUGGGACAGUGUGCACCUGAAGCUGAUUUUCGAUGAGCUGAAGGACAGCAAUGGUAAGAUCAAGUUGAUUGAGUUGAGAACUGCUCUGCUGGCCGUCAACCUGACCAUCAGCAACGAGAUGCUGUGGGAUCUUCUCAACAUUGCAGACUCAGACGGGAGGAUCCGGUUGGAGUACGAGGACUUCGUCAAGCUUCUGAUCAACGUCCUUAACCACAACAACAACAACUUCCCGCUCUCUGCAGCAGGCGACAUCAGGCAGGAAGAAGCCUCCAAGGAAGUUCGAGAUCCAAAGGCGACGAGGACGGGGAGGGAAGGAGGAGGGGCAGGCAAGGAGCAGGAGAAAACUCCGAGCAACACUGAGAAGUACCUGGAGAGGCUGAGCGACGCGCAUGAACUGACGCCUGUGCGGCUCAACAACUGGAACCUCAUGAGGAAGUAUCAUCUCGGUGUCUGGAAGGGAGUUUGGUCGUGCUACGUGAUCCCCGACAUGGAGGAGGAAGAGGAAGAGGGAGGGCAGCGGGUGUUCCGACUCGAGUUCGAGGACGCAGUCGUCCGCAACAGGGUCAUCUCCUCCUUGGACUCCGACAACAGCCCAGAGAGGAUGCAGUACAUCGACACUGACCUCGGCCCCUGGCCGUCCUCUCCUCGCUGGCCCUCGCCCAAGAGCUCUCCGCCCCCCCGGGAGCCGCUCCCGCUGCUUUCCGACCUCUUCGGGUUUUUCGACAAGGUCAGGACGUGCAGGGCGACCAACCUGCAGUCACAUCAUGUUGGGGAGACUUUCAUGUGGUCCACGAGGAAGAAGGACCUCUGGUGCGUUGUGGGAGCCGUCGCGCACAAGGACUGGAGGGCGCGAACGGUUCUGGUGUACAAGGAUGAGAGGAGGGGAGCGGAUGGGGUCUUCGCUCCGAGGUUGAGGUAUCCUCCUCCGACCGCUCGUCCUUGCAUGCUGCCUGUCUGA